AUGAUAUGUUACGAUAGCGUGGCAGCUCUGUUUCUGUAUUUGCAAUGAAAGUGUACCGUCACGUUUCACAAGACGACAUCGUUCUCAUCACCCAAACUAACUGGCGUCAAGAUCUUUUUCAGAAGAGUCUCGGACAAAAUGACCACUCAUGCAGGGAACCUGGAGAAGGACAGCACAUCAAAAACACAGGUGUAUCCAAAACACAACAGGCUAAAACGAGCAAAAACAUCAGGGAGUUUUAGUGACUAUGGGCAUAUUAAUCCAAGACACGUGAUUGAUAUCACAGGGUCCAGCAGCUCUUGUGAUGAUGUUAUUUUCAUGAACUAUAAAGGCAAACUGUCUGCAGACACGGUCAUGAUAAAAAACGAUAGAGACAAUUUACUUCUUCUUGAUACAUCACCAGAACUUCUCAAAAGAAACUUGAGUGUGGAAGGAGAGCAUCCUCAGUCAGGGGAUUCUGUAGUCUUUUCUAUGCAAAAUGAGGUGCCCACAAGGGGAUCUCUAAAACGAAGUAAAUUGGCAUUGAAGAAGACUACCAAGAGAGGACUAUGCUUAACUGACACACGCUCAAAGACAGACUUUUAUCUUGCAGAGGUGUUGUCUAGUAGUUUACACAUAAACACAGGUGAGGAUGACCAGUUGAUGGAUCAGACAGAACGUAACACAAAUGUCCCACCAGGAUUUAACAUUGGACAAAUCCCAAAGCAUCAUACCCCUCAACCCCUGAUUCUCUUCAAAGCUCAGGCUGCUUUAGGAUAUCAGCACACCCCUUUAGGAUUGGCCAACAUCAAGAAAACACACAAAGAAAUGAGAUCUGGCUGGAGAAAGGAAUUUACCAAUGAAAUCUGCAGUGAGAUGCUGGAAGAGAUUCAGAAGCUCAGUUUGCAGUUCCCUGUCCACACGUUCUACUCUCUUCUCCUGAAGAAGAGAACUGCACCUGAGGAGGGACGCUCUGGUUUCGAGUUGGAAAAAACUGAAGAUUCCAAGCAUUCUUCAGCUGCCUAUGUCCAUAAAAAAAGAAAAAAUGAGCUGGAAGAGCAGUCUUCUGAAGUGAUAUCCAAACGUCACAAGACAAACCAAGAGUUGAACAGAAACAUGAUUAAGUUGGAUUCAAAGCGAUUUUCAGAUGCUCUGGCUCAGUCUUAUGCAAACUCUAGGAACAGACUAAGCAGAACAAAAUGCAGACAGCAACAAUCUGUAUUCUGUGCUGUAGUCACUGAACCAAAACAGAAUGAGACCGUUCAUCCACUACAAGACCCACUGCAUGGUUGUCUUCAAGGAGAGGGUGCCCUCUGGACCGAUAAAUAUCUGCCUCGACAAUCUAGUGAAGUUAUUGGCAACUCUGCAUCAGUUGGGCAACUACACAGCUGGCUAAAAGAAUGGAAAAUAAGAGCAGACAUUGAGGAAAGGAGAAGACGAGAAGAAGAAAGGAGGAUGGAGGAAGAAAACAGUAAUGAAUCAUGGGACUGUGGUGAUUUUGAGGGUGAUACUGUAUCUAUAGACCAAGAACAGGAGCUGUGUAACACAAUGCUGAUAAUUGGCCCGUCAGGAGUGGGCAAAACAGCUGCUGUGUAUGCUUGUGCACAGGAACUUGGAUUCAAGGUGUUCGAGGUGAAUAGUUCAGUCCUGCGCAGUGGUCGACUUAUCCUCUCCCAGUUGACAGAAGCCACUCAGUCUCAUCAGGUGGCUGUACAGAGAAAUAACCAAAGCAAAAGUAAACCUCAUGUCCACACCUUCAAUAUGAAAAGUCCUUCUCGUGAGACAGCCCAUAGAAAGGUUAUUCUGUCAUCCAAGGAGGCUUCUAGAAGUUCUCGUGCUUCCUCUAAAAUCAGUAGACCACAGCCAAUAAAAAUCACACAGUUCUUCAAAAUGAAUUGCAAAACAUCUGCAGGCAAAACCUCUGAUGGUUCUGACUGGCACACACAUAAUGCUGUCAAACCAAAACCUGACCCAAUUCAGGAAUCGGGGUCUGGCUUUAAGAACAGUGAACAGGAGACAGCAGAUCCCUCUAAAGACCCUAUGACUGUUGGACAAAGCAGGACAAUACCCAUGUCACUUAUAUUAUUUGAGGAGGUUGAUGUCAUUUUCCCUGAAGAUGUUGGAUUUCUUGCAGCUAUUAAAACAUUCAUGAGCACUACCAAAAGACCCAUAAUACUCACAACCAGUGACCCAUUAUUUAGUGGAAGACUUAAGGGGCAUUUUGAUGAAGUCCAUUUCAAAACCCCUUCACUGCAAACCAUCAGGAGCUAUCUGCAGUGUUUGUGCGUGGUGGAGAACAUGUGGACUGAUCCAGAUGAUGUGGCCUUACUGCUGUGUCAAAAUAAAGGGGAUAUCAGACAGAGUAUUCUCCAGCUUCAGUUCUGGGUCUGUAGUGGCGGAGGGACCACAGAACAACAAUUUCUCAAGAACACACUCAAAUGUGGAUCCUGGACUGAGCUGGAAAACUGUGGGCAUCUGGAGAUGCUGGCAGACAGGAUGGGAGAAGGUCUGCUUUAUUCGAACAUUGAUAGUCUCUUUUCUAGACCCGAUCAGCAAAAGUCAAUUAAUGCCAAGACUGAAAGAGAAAAGCCAGCCAACAGCUUGACUUUACAGAGAUCUGUGCAUGAAGUUAAGCCAGACAGGCUAUCUACAUGUAGAAGAAAGAAAAAAAAAACUAUUUGCUACUCCAGUUCAGAUCUCAGAAUCUUCUCAUUGACUGAGUCUAAUGAGGCCUUAUUCCCCUCAAAACAAACUGUUCUUUUGGCAUGUGAGACUGAAGAUGUCCUUGGACAAGAUUCAUCACUCAAGGUGGUGUUUCGUUAUGUGGUCUGUAUUGCAAAUUUUUUCGAUAACAUGUCUUUUCUGGAUGCUUACUUACAAAGACCAUCUCUAAGUGGAACUGGUCUUUGUAAACCAGAACCUCUUGGUUGGAUGGGUGCCAUGCUGAAGGACAGUUUAUUGGACCUACCAAGAGAGGAGCAGGUCGGACACUGUAGUUUAGAAAACUGCUCACAGAUACUGGCCAUGGUGGUAGGUUUGGGUUUCCAUCAGUGCCGGACUGGGAUCACCAAGAUGUGGACAGAAGCCACGAGACUGAGGGAGAAGUUGACUUCAGAGACAUCGGAAAACAUUAUAAGAGCCCUUUCUCUGCCCUGUCAUAAACCCUUCAGCAUAUGUCUAUGUGCACUCUGUGAAUCUAGUGUUGUCCAAAGGCGUAAAGAGAUUAUAUCCACAGUGUUCUCCAGCAAAGAAUUCUGUUGUCAUGGUAAUAAGCGUGCUCUCUCCAUGGACUAUCUGCCUGCUCUGCGUUCAAUCUGUAGAUCAGAGAGGGUUAAAGAACAGAGCACAUACAGACAUUCACAUUACCUCUCACGCCUUCACCUACCUAGCCGCACUCUAAGACUAAUGACCUUGGAUUUCCCUUGAUGUGUGACUGAUAUCCUGGUCUACAAAAUCUUCCAGGAUUUAAAUGUUUACUGUAUUGUGACAGCA
This is a messenger RNA of Xyrauchen texanus (razorback sucker), 3471 nucleotides long. RefSeq names its product ATPase family AAA domain containing 5b (gene atad5b). The record is from RefSeq and is a predicted model, not a curated record. Bases 139 to 3405 code for a protein of 1088 amino acids. Gene Ontology annotation, cellular component: nucleus. NCBI's taxonomy places the organism in Eukaryota, Metazoa, Chordata, Actinopteri, Cypriniformes, Catostomidae. Gene Ontology annotation, molecular function: ATP hydrolysis activity; DNA clamp unloader activity; ATP binding. The transcript is spliced from 14 exons.